This is a messenger RNA of Vigna angularis (adzuki bean), 936 nucleotides long. RefSeq lists its product as uncharacterized. Bases 1 to 936 code for a protein of 311 amino acids. The transcript is spliced from 7 exons. The record is from RefSeq and is a predicted model, not a curated record. NCBI's taxonomy places the organism in Eukaryota, Viridiplantae, Streptophyta, Magnoliopsida, Fabales, Fabaceae.
AUGACAAGACAAGGUACAGAGCGUCAUGAUAAAGGAAAAGGGGUAGCAAGGCCUACAAAGAGGAAACGGCAGGCACCAAAGUAUGUACUUAGGGUGCCUGCUAGACUACCUACCCCUGCUCCCGGUAGUUCAUCAUCUGUGGGGCCUCCUCCUACCCCUAGUAUACAGACUCCUACACCAGCAGUAGACCCUACUCCUCCUCCUCAUUCAAGUGGUGAUGCUGAAGAUCUUGACCCGCCGCUCCAUGAUCGACCAUGGAUUGAGCCCUAUGGUAAAGGGUUUAUUCCAUCUAGGGUUGCUUCCCAGGCCAUCACACGUUCAAUAAAGCAACAGUUUUUAACUCCAUGGCCUACUUGGGGAGCAAUACCUCAUGACGACAGAAAGCCAUUCUGGCAGCGCUUUCAGAUGAAGGUGCAGUGGAAACCUGAACAUGAAACUCAGAUACACAGAAAUUUCCACAUGAAAGCAUCUCAUCGGCUGUCAGAGAUGUUUAGGGAUGCCCGGAUUGCAGGACAGCGCCCUAACUGGCUGGGUGAGCACAUUUGGAACUCUUUACUGGCCCAUUGGAAUACAGUAGAGUUCCGCAAUAAGUGUGCCAAAGCCCAGCGGAACAGAGCGUCUGAAAGGGGUGGCACCCUGCAUACUGGUGGGUCGAUCACCAUUCAUGAGCAUGCCAUUCGUAUGGCACAGGCUCUAGGACGGGCGGUCCAUGUUGAUGAGGUCUUUGCACAGACUCAUGUUCGAAAGGGAACUAAUCAAUUUGUUGAUGAAAGAUCUCGGAAGACUCAUGAAGACUUUUCUACAAGACUUUCACAGGGUCUGGGUUGCAGAGGGAAAACCAUUUCUCUGAAACCUGCUCUACAUUUUACCGAAGGCUUUUGCCCUUCGGUAAAUGCCCUCGUCUGCCCAUUACCGAAGGCUUCCGCCCUUCGGUAA